AGGUUGAGGCCCGGCGUCCGGCAGCCGCGCGCACAGUGUCGCGGGCGCUUCCAACUGCCGCUGGGAGCACAGCAGCGGGACGCUCACCGACAACCCAGUUCCGCAGCGGCUGCCUCCCGGGAGACGCCGCGCGCAGUCCCGGAGCAGAUUCUGCGGUGAACCGUUGCCGCCCCUCUGGUUCUGCGCGCACCAGCGAGGACUGUUGCGCCCUCGGGAGGCGACCCGGGCCGACGCCCGGCCCUCCGGGCAGAAGCUAGGAGCCUUAGAGACUGCUGGUUUCUCUGAGCUGUGGAAGGGACUCGAUAAUGUAACUGGCUCUCCGGAAAGACCCGCGUGGCCCUGCGCUGAGCAAGAUCUCCAAGACCCUGUCUCGUUUUUAGAGCCACUUGAGAAGAAAUGAUGUGACAAUUCUUAUGAAAAAGGACGUUUUGGAAGUGUAGGAUACCCGUGCAGAAGGUCACUCUUUCCCUGGUCUGUGAAAUAGACAUUCUCAAAUUCCAAAAUGCCUGCCAAGACCCCAAUUUACCUGAAAGCGGCUAACAACAAGAAGGGAAAGAAAUUUAAACUGAGGGACAUUCUGUCCCCUGAUAUGAUCAGUCCUCCCCUGGGGGACUUUCGUCACACUAUACACAUCGGCAAAGAGGGCCAGCAUGACGUCUUUGGGGAUAUUUCCUUUCUUCAAGGGAAUUAUGAGCUCUUGCCGGGAAACCAAGAGAAGGCACACUCUGGCCAGUUCCCGGGGCAUAACGACUUCUUCCGGGCCAACAGCACCUCGGACUCAAUGUUCACAGAAACACCCUCCCCGGUGCUCAAAAAUGCCAUCUCCCUCCCCACCAUUGGGGGAUCCCAGGCUCUGAUGCUGCCCUUAUUGUCCCCAGUGACAUUUCAUUCCAAACAGGAGUCCUUUGGGCGUCCUAAGUUGCCAAGGCUCAGCUGUGAGCCUGUCAUGGAAGAGAAAGUUCAGGAGCAAAGUAGUCUGUUAGAGAAUGGGGCAGUCCACCAGGGAGACACCUCGUGGGGCUCCAGUGGUUCCGGGUCUCAGUCCAGCCAGGGCCGCGACAGCCACUCCUCCAGCCUGUCGGAACAGUCCUCCGACUGGCCCGCGGACGACAUGUUUGAGCAUCCUGCCUCCUGUGAGCUUGUGAAGUCAAAGACUAAAUCAGAAGAGUCCUUCUCUGACCUGACCGGCUCCCUGCUCUCCCUGCAGUUGGAUCUUGGGCCUUCACUUUUGGAUGAAGUCCUGAAUGUCAUGGAUAAAAAUAAGUAGCCAGGAGUCAGCUCUUUUUCUUGGGAGUAAGAGGUACCAAAAUAAGCAGAAAACAAAAAAAUCAACUAACCACAGCUGAUGGAAAGAGCUGCUCUGACUGUUUUUAUUUGCAGCCAUGUGAUGCAUUUUCUAAAAUAACGCUCCUGUUCCUACAAAAUAUUUUUUUAACCAUCAUGCCCUGUUUGCAAAAAUUUUGAAAACAAUAAUUUUUAAAAAUUAAAAAAAACAAAACAAAACAAAAAAACCUGUUCUGGCAAAAAAGAAAAAAAAAGAAAAGAAAAAGGAGGAAGUGAGUCAGAGCUCAUUUUCAACAGGCAUUGCUGAUGCUCAUACAUGCUCAGUUUUGUUUGUAGACAUGCAGAAAUCCAGGCUGUCUAAGAGGGCUGGGUCCAUGGGUCUCUCCAAGGCAAUUCAUUGCAUGUUAUGAGAAGGAAACUUACUUAUUUGGCACCUACGCCUUUUUUUCCUAGCCUUUUUUGUAUAUUGUAUCUUUUGGGUUCACCACAGCGAAGUCUCCAGCGUUAUGAUUUUACUCUUUGCAUAUUCGAGCAACCUUACAGGAUUUGGGAUUUUUUUUCCUUGUGGUUUUUAUAUAUCCCUGUAUAUUAUUUCCAUGUUGCAAAAGUUUGACUGUCAGCUACAUGUUGGUUAAAAACAAGCAAGGUAUUACUGUAACUAAGUUAUUUUUAAAGUUGAAAUAUAUUUUUAUGUGCCUUUGGCUUUUUAUUGCAAAGUCUACAUUUUAUACAUAAUACAUCAAGUGUUAUUUGUCGUGUUUCCAUUCGGGCUUCCUUGCAAGCUACGCGUGUGUAUUUGAAAACAAAACCAGCCCAACCCUAUGCGUUAUCAGCCUGACCCUGUUGCUCGGGUGUUACCUCCUCCCAGUAGGAGGCACAGGGUGAUGCUUCUGUGGAGACUGGAGGUGAGGUAGGUAUUUAAGGACAGCUCAUGUUCACAUUACUUGGGUACAUCAUACCACGCAAUAAAGAGUAAAUGCUAAAA
This is a messenger RNA of Mus musculus (house mouse), 2269 nucleotides long. It is a transcript of the gene Cdc42ep3, whose product is annotated as CDC42 effector protein 3. Lineage: Eukaryota; Metazoa; Chordata; Mammalia; Rodentia; Muridae. The transcript is spliced from 2 exons. The coding region runs from base 503 to 1267 and encodes 254 amino acids. The record is from RefSeq and is marked validated. Gene Ontology annotation, cellular component: endomembrane system; cytoskeleton; cytoplasm.